CAGUUUGGUGUUAUGCUAUAAAAACAGCACUCAUCGGUGGACUGCGAAUUCAGUCGGUUUCGAGCGACCGCCGCGACCGGAUGGGAAAAAGAGCUAGGUCUUGUGGUGCGUAAGGAAUUUACGCUAAGAAGCGAGAGUAGAUAAAUUAAACGGAACGCAUUUUGACCGAAAGUGGAGGUUUGAAGUAUAAUUCAUAACGGUUGAAAAGUAAUGAGUGAAAAAACAUUAGACUGAUCCGGCAAAAGAAAGGUGGCAGUGAUGUGUGACUCUUGAAGUGAAUUAAAAAUUGUACCAGUGACAUCGUCAAUUGGCAACCUAGUAGAACUAACCGUGUCAAUUCGUUGAAGCGUUCAAGGUUGCGAUCAUCAUCAUGUAUGGGAUGCUGUUGGAGAGUGUCCAGCACUUUGUACAGCUGGAAUAUGGAGAGCCGGUCUGGAAACAGGCCCUGCUAGCGGCCGGCUGUAAACUAACCGUUUUCAACACCUAUCAGCAAUAUCCGGACAGCUUGAUUCCGGAUCUGGCGGCAGCGCUUUCGGCCAUUACCGGCCAGAGCAUCGACGAGUUUAUGGUGUUUUUCGGGCGAUGUUUCGUGCGAUUCUUCAGCAACUUUGGUUACGAUGAGCUGAUCAAGGCCACCGGACGGUAUUUCUGUGAUUUUCUCCACUCGGUGGACAACAUCCAUCUGCAGAUGCGGUUCACCUACCGGAAGAUGAAGAGCCCAUCGAUGCAGCUGAUCGAGGUCGACGAACGAGGGGCGGUGCUGGUUUAUCGGAGUACACGUUCGGGGUUUUCCAAGUACUUGCGGGGGCAGCUGAUGGAGAUUGCUAAGCAGCUGUACAAUAUGGAUGUCACUAUCAAGGUGCUGGAGAGUCAAAACGAUGUGCCCGGUGGAACGGCGGGGCCAAUCUCGAUUCAGGGAGGUUUGAAAACUGUCAUCGUGAAAUAUCGGUUGGAUUUCGAUAAUCUUGAGUAUAUGCAGAAACGGGUCCACAUGAAGGCCCACCCGUCGCAGCUGGCCCUGUCCCCGGUGAGCAGCAGCCUGCUGCUGGACCUUUUCCCCUUCGCGCUGAUCCUGAACGAGCAGAUGCGUAUUACGGCGGCCGGCGAGAAGCUCAUCGAAUCGUGGAUGCUGAACAACAUCAACCGUUCGCCGACGGAGCUGAUGGGCUCCAAAGUUACUGAUCACUUCAAACUGCGGCGACCCACCGGAAUCACGUUUACCUGGGAUAAUAUGAAGCGACUACAAACGGUUAACUUCGAAAUUCAAUUGCUCAAGGGAGCGACGGCGACCGAUGGAGCUGAGGAAGGUCCACAGGAACCCGAUGAUCCCGGGAAGCUGAUGAAUAUUGCUCGGAGGGGUUCCCAAGGGCUGAGGAGCAUUCUGUUGAAGGGCGAGAUGCGCUACAUUCGGGACAUCAAUUCGUUGGUGUUUCUGUGCAGUCCUCUGAUCAACAACCUCGAGGAGCUGCGGGAAGUUGGCCUGUACCUGAACGAUCUGAACACUCACGGGCUCAGCCGUGAAAUGGUAUUUUCCGGAUUUUCACACAACUCCCGGCUGGAUCUGAUGUGUGAGCGCGAGGAAAAGCGAGCUGAAGAGCUGGAAACGUCACUGGCCUUGGCCGACGAAUGGAAACGGCAGGGUGACGAGCUGUUGUACUCGAUGAUCCCAAGGUCGAUAGCUGAACGGCUGCGAGAAGGGCAGAACCCUCAAGAGACGUGCCAGAGCCACGAAGAGGUGACUGUUCUGUUUGCAGAGAUUCAGGAAUCGCUUACGUCCGAUGACUCCAUCAAGUACGCGAUGACGACUGUGAACACGCUGAAUGCGGCCUUUACCGCAUUCGACGAGUUGAUCCAGUCGCCGAUGGCCUACAAGGUGGAGACAGUUGGCAAGGUCUAUAUGGCGGUGAGCGGUGCGCCAGAUGUUAAUCCUUGCCACGUACAGCACUCGGCCGAUUUGGCGUUGGGGAUGCUGCAGAGCAUUCUCGACCUCAAGCUGCCGGGAGUUGGAGUGAAAAUUGGAGUCCACACCGGUCCAAUAGUGGCCGGAAUCGUCGGGCUGAAGGUGCCCCGGUACUGCCUUUUCGGGGACACCGUCAAUACGGCAUCGCGCAUGGAGAGCAGCAGCGACAUUAACAAAAUUCAGGUUUCCGGCUUCACGGCUAACAAGCUGAAAAAGUAUGGCUACAAGUUAACAUUCCGUGGAAAGGUGGCUGUGAAGGGUAAAGGCGAGAUGGAAACCUUCUGGCUGGAGGGUGGUCCCAGUAGCGUUAGCAAGAAGAUCUCCGGCAAAUGAUCAAUUUUUGGAUGUUUCUAGUACUAGUACGCUGGAAAGAUUGUUUUCCCCACAGACUGUGCCUUCACUCUAUGCAAUUUGAAACACAUCUACUUAGAGGACCUAACAAUCUACAUACAUACAAGCUCACGAAAAGACUCACGACUCAGUCCCUAGG
Molecule: messenger RNA, 2450 nt
Organism: Uranotaenia lowii
Lineage: Eukaryota; Metazoa; Arthropoda; Insecta; Diptera; Culicidae
Product: soluble guanylate cyclase 89Da-like
Exons: 8
Coding region: 371-2293 (640 amino acids)
Biological process (GO): response to oxygen levels; nitric oxide-cGMP-mediated signaling; cGMP biosynthetic process
Cellular component (GO): guanylate cyclase complex, soluble
Molecular function (GO): guanylate cyclase activity; oxygen sensor activity; heme binding
Source: RefSeq, a predicted model, not a curated record